This is a messenger RNA of Cavenderia fasciculata, 1011 nucleotides long. RefSeq names its product vacuolar protein sorting-associated protein 26 (gene vps26). Lineage: Eukaryota; Evosea; Eumycetozoa; Acytosteliales; Cavenderiaceae. Bases 1 to 1011 code for a protein of 336 amino acids. Gene Ontology annotation, biological process: intracellular protein transport; retrograde transport, endosome to Golgi. The transcript has 5 exons. The record is from RefSeq and is a predicted model, not a curated record. Gene Ontology annotation, cellular component: retromer complex; endosome.
AUGAACUUUUUUAAUCAAUUGGUAACAGGAACACCAUGUACCAUCGAUUUUGAUUUAGAUAACUGUCAAAAUAGAAAGACAAUAGAAGUUACUCAAGACAAAGGAAAGGUUGAAAAGCUAUUUGUAUUUGUUGGUAAUGAACCAGUCUCUGGCAAAGUUGCUAUCACCUUGAAGGAUAAGGCUAAAAAGAUUGAACACAAAGGGAUCAAAGUAGAGUUUGUUGGACAAAUUGAAUUAUAUUAUGACAGAGGUAAUCAUUAUGAAUUUACAUCUUUGGUUAGAGAAUUGGCACCAGCAGGUGAAUUGACCGAAAACAAGACUUUUACUUAUGACUUUAUGAAUGUUGAAAAGCAAUACGAAUCUUACAAUGGUACAAACACCAGACUAAGAUAUUUUGUCAGAUUGACAAUCUCUAGAAGUUAUGCACCAAACAUUAUCAAGGAAUACGAUAUUUGGGUCAUCAACUACAACAAACCACCCGAAGUCAACAGCAACAUCAAGAUGGAAGUCGGUAUUGAGGACUGUCUUCACAUUGAGUUUGAAUACAACAAAUCAAAGUAUCACUUAAAGGAUGUCAUCAUUGGAAAGAUUUACUUCCUUUUGGUAAGAAUUAAAAUUAAAUAUAUGGAGAUUGCUUUAAUCAAGAGAGAGCAAACCGGUCAUGGUCCAAACGUUUUCAAUGAAAGCGAAACUUUAACCAAAUUUGAAAUUAUGGAUGGUGCUCCAGUUAGAGGUGAAUCAAUCCCAGUUAGACUUUUCCUUUCAGUUUUCGAUCUUACUCCAACCUAUAGAAGUGUUCACAACAAGUUCUCUGUUAAAUAUUACUUGAAUCUUGCUCUUGUUGAUGAAGAUGAUAAAAAGUAUUUCAAACAACAAGAAAUCACAUUAUGGAGAAGAGAUGCCACAAAGAGACCAUUAUCAACAGUUAAUUCUGCCACUGCCAAACUUGAACCAUCUCACCCAGAGGUCCCAACUUUAGAUCCAGAAGCCUCAACUGAUGAAAGCGAUUAA